Alternaria burnsii is the source of this 1545-nucleotide messenger RNA. RefSeq lists its product as uncharacterized. The record is from RefSeq and is a predicted model, not a curated record. Lineage: Eukaryota; Fungi; Ascomycota; Dothideomycetes; Pleosporales; Pleosporaceae. The transcript is spliced from 7 exons. Gene Ontology annotation, molecular function: cysteine synthase activity; cystathionine beta-synthase activity. Gene Ontology annotation, cellular component: cytoplasm. Bases 1 to 1545 code for a protein of 514 amino acids.
AUGGCUUCGCGAAAUUAUUUGAAUGCCUACUCUGGGCCAGAUGCCCUUCGAAACUAUUUCGACCCUGACCACCAGCCGAUGCUUCCUCUUGUCGAGAUUCCACCAAGUCUGAAUCCGUACUACCAGGAUGGAGUCAGAAUACAUGCAAAGAUGAUGUCUAUGCACCCGUCGAACAAUGUCAAGAUCAUGCCUGCGUUGAACAUGUUGACCAAAGAAGUUCAUCCGGAGAAGUCGAAAACAGUAGUCGAGUAUAGCUCGGGAUCUACCGUUAUUUCCUUAGCACUGGUCUCUCGUAUAAACCACGGGAUACAAGAUGUUCGCGCGUUUCUAAGCAACAAGACUUCGGCUCCAAAGCUCCGGCUGAUGCAAUUCUUCGGUUUAGAUAUUACACUCUUUGGCGGUCCGUCUCAGCCGGAACCGCACGACGAACGUGGCGGCAUCCACCAAGCGAGGAUGAUGGCCGAGCAAGACGAAGGGAUUCUGAACGUUAACCAGUACGAAAAUGAUGCGAAUUGGCAAUCGCAUGUCAAAUGGACUGGACCGCAGAUUCACCAACAAUUACCUGGCAUCAGUCUCGUGUGCGCUGGCAUGGGUACCUCUGGCACUAUGACGGGUCUUGGCCAGUACUUCAAAUUGGCCAAGUCUUCUGUAAUUCGAUUAGGCGUAUGCACUGCCGCUGGCGAUCGGGUACCAGGUCCCAGAUCGCUUGCGCUUUUAGACCCUGUGGAAUUCCCGUGGCGCGACUCUGUUGAUGCUAUAGAAGAGGUCGGAUCAAAGGAUGCUUUCGGUUUAUCUCUACAACUCUGUCGGUCAGGGCUAAUCUGCGGCCCCUCUUCGGGCUUCAACCUGCAGGGACUCUUUAAUUACCUCGAGAAGCGAAAGAGCUUAGGCACAUUAUCAGAGCUUGCAGGUGCCAACGGCUUGAUUGACUGCGCCUUCGUUGCUUGCGACGGACCGUACCAGUACAUGGAUGAGUACUUCGACAAGCUGGGCACUGCAGUUGACCUAUACCGCUACGACGAAGCAUGGGAACUUACUCCUACACGAGCACUGUCACAGUUUGCCGAUAACGUUGAAGAAUACACUGGCGCUGUUUUGCUCGAUCUGAGAAAGCCGGAAGACUUUGUCACGAGUCACAUCCCAGGAUCAUACAACCUGCCGCUACAAAGCCUUAACGCAUCAACGCCGAGCCCUUUCUUAGACGCUGUAGUUCUCGAGAAGCAAUGGAGAGAGUUAGAGGCUACGUUCACACCCGAUCGCAUCAACGCGCACGAUCUUGCUGGGAAGAACGUAUACAUCGUUUGCUAUGGUGGCGAUACUGCCCGCGUUGCCACGAGUGUGCUUCGGGCAAAAGCCAUCUCAGCGAGCAGCGUGAAAGGUGGCAUCACUGCACUACGGCAGGAGCUACCGAACUUGCAAAUGAAUGAGCGCGGAAGAGGCCUGGUACAGCAAGACUGGCUUAAGAUGCCGGACGUUGCUACUAAAGAGUUGAGAGCUGAUUCGUUAUCUCCGCAAGUUCGCAGCCUGAAUGGCAUCGUAGUGUAG